This is a messenger RNA of Hevea brasiliensis (rubber tree), 1831 nucleotides long. RefSeq names its product polyadenylate-binding protein RBP47. The transcript has 6 exons. Gene Ontology annotation, molecular function: mRNA binding. Gene Ontology annotation, cellular component: cytosol. Bases 174 to 1532 code for a protein of 452 amino acids. NCBI's taxonomy places the organism in Eukaryota, Viridiplantae, Streptophyta, Magnoliopsida, Malpighiales, Euphorbiaceae. The record is from RefSeq and is a predicted model, not a curated record.
AAGAGCCCAGAAGCGCACUUCCUUUAAAUAUCAAACAGUUGUCUACCCUCAUCCUUCUUUUGCAGCCUCUCCUCUCCUCUGUCUCCUUCUCUACUGGAAAUUGAACGCUGGGAGGGGAGAAGAAGAAGACAAGAGGAAAAGAAGAGGAGAGGUUUAUAACUCAUCAGAUCAAUAUGCAGCAAAGCAACGGUCCUGAUCUGAACUCAGCACUGCCGACGCCGCCGACGCCUCAGCAGCAGCAACAGCAACAGCAACAACCACAUCAGAAUCAGCGGCAGCAGCAAUGGCUCCCACAUAUGCCGCCCCAUCUUCAGCAGCAGCAGCAGUGGAUGGCGGCUAUGCAGUAUCCGGCGGCGGCUAUGGUGAUGAUGCAGCAGCAGAUGAUGAUGUAUCCACAGCAACACCACCAUUACAUGGCUUACUAUCAACAACAACAGCAACAGUACCAAAAGCAGCAGCAGCAGCAACAGCAACAGCAACAGUAUCAAAAACAACAUAAAUCACAGCCACAGGGAGCGUCCGAAGAGGUCAAGACUAUAUGGAUCGGUGACUUGCUUCAUUGGAUGGAUGAAACUUAUCUGCAUAAUUGCUUCUCUCAUACAGGCGAGGUUUCCUCUGUUAAAGUGAUACGCAAUAAGCAGACUGGUCAGCCAGAAGGGUAUGGAUUUGUUGAGUUUUAUUCACAUGCAACAGCUGAGAAAGUUUUGCAAAGCUAUAAUGGCUCUGUGAUGCCAAACACAGAUCAGCCCUUCCGCCUUAAUUGGGCAAGCUUUGCAGGUGACAGGCGAUUGGACGCUGGUUCUGACCUAUCUAUAUUUGUUGGCGAUUUGGCUGCAGAUGUGACUGAUGCUAUGUUGCAGGAAACCUUUGCCAGUAAAUAUCCAUCUGUCAAGGGAGCCAAAGUUGUAACUGAUCCAAACACUGGCUGUUCAAAAGGUUAUGGUUUUGUUAGGUUUGGUGAUGAAAAUGAGAGGUCAAGGGCCAUGGUAGAGAUGAAUGGAAUUUAUUGCUCGAGUAGGCCCAUGCGCAUAGGUGUUGCAACUCCCAAAAAGUCAUCUGGAUAUCAACAGUAUUCUUCACAAGCUUUGGUGUUGGCUGGUGGACAUGCUCCAAAUGGUGCUAUGGCCCAGGGAUCCCAAUCUGAUGGAGACUCUAAUAAUACAACUAUAUUUGUGGGAGGAAUUGACUCUGACAUCAGUGAUGAGGAUCUGAGGCAGCCUUUUUCCCAGUUUGGUGAGGUUGUGUCUGUGAAGAUACCUGUUGGGAAGGGAUGUGGUUUUGUGCAAUUUGCUAACAGAAAGAGUGCUGAGGAUGCGCUGCAGAGUUUGAAUGGCACAACAAUUGGAAAGCAGACAGUUCGCCUCUCUUGGGGUCGCAGUCCAGCACACAAGCAGUGGAGAGGGGAUCAUAAAUAUAAUCAGUGGAAUGAUGCAUAUUUUGGAGAGCAAGGGUAUGGUGGAUAUGGAUAUGCAAUGGCACCAAAGCAGGAUCAGAACAUGUAUGUUGCAGCUGCAGCUUCAGGCGCAUCUUAACUGCAGCACAACAAUUACCAACAGCAGCUUGUGGGACAGGCCUUCGUCGGCUGUCAUCAAAACUAUGAUUAGAUGUAGGAUUGCUUUAGCCGCUGCUUCUGCUUCUGCUUUGGCUUUCUGUACUCUGGAGGAUUUUGUAGCUUUGAUUGAACUUUUAUGUCAUGAAGUUGUGUUGAAGUUGUAUCAAUAUUUGCUGAAUUUUUUUGGGUUUGCUUGGAGAGUCCCAUUGAUGGGUGGGAGUCUUUAGUUUGUUGGUGUUAAACUUCAAGCAACAAGAAAUGAUGAAAGCUUUUUGACUA